Molecule: messenger RNA, 852 nt
Organism: Aspergillus welwitschiae
Lineage: Eukaryota; Fungi; Ascomycota; Eurotiomycetes; Eurotiales; Aspergillaceae
Exons: 3
Coding region: 1-852 (283 amino acids)
Molecular function (GO): protein binding
Source: RefSeq, a predicted model, not a curated record
AUGGCAGGCAAAAAGAAAAGGAAACAGAGACCAUCACGACUGCUCGGUCCGAUCGUCCUUUCGGAAACUGCAACCUUGAAUAAAGAAUUGCCACUCAGCCCUCGUCAAACUUCGCCCCUUGAAGAAACAAUCAGUAUAACGAAAGAAUUUCUAGAUUCUGAUCCUGUUUCCCUUCAAGUUGCUCAAACGGGACGUUCGUUUAGGAUCCAUCGAAGGCUGCUCCAAGCAAAGGCCCCACCAUUAAUUGCAGCCUUGGACAGUAAUCUCAAGGAAGGCCAGAGUGGCGUGUAUGAAUUUCAAGAGGUGGCUGAGGGCACAAUUGCGCGAUUUAUUGAAUGGGCAUACCGAGGCGAUUAUCCCGCCAUAAUCAGCGGAACCAACAUUCAGACUCCAACUUUGCUGGAAAGCACGGGGACAGAUAUUGACAAGAAGCCUGCAAGCACUACUCCCGAAACCGACUUCACGUCAGAGAACCACCCUCUUGUUACUUACCUUGUUCCCAAUCUUCAACUGCUGGCUUUUGAAAAGGUGACUGCUUGCUUAACGGACUUAGACAUACCGAACAGUCUUGAGACACAAUUCGCAGUAAUUGAUGCUUUAUGGCUCUCCUUUCUCAGGCUCCCGCAACACGAUAAAUUGUUAGACUGGUUGGCUCAGUACGCUGCAUAUUGCCUAGACAAGCUCCGGGUACAGGGUCCAUUUCAUGAUCUCCUUAAAGAGUUCCCGACCUUGAGCUCCCGCAUGAUACUGUUUCUGGGGCCAGCAUCGUCUCCACCAUGGCAGACUACACCACCAAAAUACCCAUUUAUACAAUACUCUGCUAAAUGGCCGGAAGACAAAUGUGAUAUCUAG